GGCCUCUUAACAACUUCUACCUCUUGUUAGAGAAAUAAGCAAGGGGAACACCAAAAUAUGGGGGACAAAGUGAAGGCUGAAGAAGUGAAAGCAAAAACCGAAGAAGUAACUACUGCCGUUUAUAAGCUCAACCUUCAUUGCCCAGAAUGUGCACAUGCCGUUGAGAAGACAGUAGUAAGAACCUCGGGUGUUCAAAAGGUUGAUACUGAUGUUGAGAGCGGGAAAGUCACUGUGAAGGGGAAUUUUGAUGUUAAGAAGAUACAAGAACUAAUAGCAAAAAAAAGCAGGAAGAAGGUGGAGUUGAUAUCACCCAAGCCUAAAGAGAAAGAAGAGAAAAAAGAAGAGAAGAUCGAGAAGAAAGAAGUAGUUGCAAAGACCACAGUUAUAAAGGUUCAUAUGCACUGCGAGAAGUGUGAACAAGAUCUGAAGUGGAAACUACUAAAACUUAAAGGUAUACAUAGUGUUAAGAUGAAUCGAGAUGCUGAGAUAUGCACCAUUGUUGGCACUGUGGAAGAGAAAAAAUUGGUCGAGUACAUACGCAAGAAAUUGCGAAAGCAUGGAGAGAUUGUACCUCAGAAGAAAGAGGAGAAAAAAGAGGAGAAGAAAGGGGAGGUUAAGGAGAGCAAAGAAGUAAAAGUGGCUGAGGUCGUGGAGAAGAAAGUGACUGAGAUGUCGGAGAAGAAAGAGGAGGUGAAGACCAAAGAGAUUGUUGUGCCUUACUUCAUCCAUUGCACUCAUGCACCUGAAUGGUUCAGUGAUGAAAACCCAAAUGCUUGCUUUGUAAUGUAAUUAUGAGAAUGAAAAUUGUGUGUUGGUAUGUGUAUCUUACACUUAGAUUUGAUGUCGAAAAAUUGUGUUUGUAUGUGUAUAUUACAUACACUUAAUUUUGAUGUCGACUGAUUUACUUA
Asparagus officinalis (garden asparagus) is the source of this 908-nucleotide messenger RNA. Its product is annotated as heavy metal-associated isoprenylated plant protein 4-like. The record is from RefSeq and is a predicted model, not a curated record. The transcript has 4 exons. Lineage: Eukaryota; Viridiplantae; Streptophyta; Magnoliopsida; Asparagales; Asparagaceae. Gene Ontology annotation, molecular function: metal ion binding. The coding region runs from base 58 to 789 and encodes 243 amino acids.